AUGCGGUCGAUUUCUUGCAAUUACCUCGUCCCGGCGAUCCUCCUCAACCCCGCGUUCAUUCUACACCUCAUAAAUGCCCUGAUGUCGCGAUUCGUACUACCUGGGCCGCAUCCCCCGUCUCACUCGCCCAACCCUUUUAUGGAAAUGCUCGGCCCUGCCCCUGGGUCUACACCUUACCUCGAUAUGCAUUCCGAUGACCAACUUUGUUGCUAUGGAUAUACUGCUAUCAUGGUGAUGGUGCAAAUUUUUGCUUUUGGACGAGUUCAGGACAACAGGGUUCGGAAAAGAGGUGCUAAGGCCGCCACGUCGGAGAGAGAGGCGCGUAGGAAGGAAAAGCUAGACAUCCUGCAAGAGGACGGAGUGGAGGCUUCGACGAAAACAAAUGGCGUUAUAAGGCGAAGUGAUGGCGCUACGAAUGGCAAUGGAAAAUGCGACAUUGCUAGGACUUCUACGCUGUCAAAUGGAGGAGUCGAAGCAAGUGACGAUCUAGAAACCGAAGAAAGCAUGACCGAGACGAGUGAGGAAGAAAUGAUGUUAUGA
Venustampulla echinocandica is the source of this 540-nucleotide messenger RNA. RefSeq lists its product as uncharacterized. Bases 1 to 540 code for a protein of 179 amino acids. The transcript has a single exon. NCBI's taxonomy places the organism in Eukaryota, Fungi, Ascomycota, Leotiomycetes, Helotiales, Pleuroascaceae. The record is from RefSeq and is a predicted model, not a curated record.